CUCUCCGUCUUCUCCCUCCCACUUUGGGCUUCGGAGCAAGAGUGCCUCACUAGCAGCGCGCUCCUGUCUCUCUCUCUCUCUCUCUCUCUUCCUCUCUCCCCCCUCUCUCUCUUUUGCUCUCCCCUCUCUACCUCUGGCACUCUCUCUCUCUUACUCUCACUCAGUCAAAGGGGGGAUUCUCCGUAACCAGCUGUAGCUUAACGUGAUCCUACACUUCUCAUCAUCAUUUCAUUGAUGCUCUCUUGUUUUUUGUUUUUUGUUUUUUUUAAAUAUUUUAUCUUCUGAAUUAAAUUUCUCAGCUGCCGAUUCACGGCUGACAUCCAGUGUCUGGAUGCUACCAAGGUGCACAAAGGGUAGAGGGAAUGGAAGAGAACUUUUAAGGCUGCUGUACCUUUCUCUUGAAUCUAGACACUCUGGAUAGGUUUAUUUACUGUUGAGAGACUACUCAACAAUGGAGGGAUUUUUGUUAUAGUGGAUGACUCAUUUAGGUUAUUUUCCCCUCUGGAGGCUGCUGGAUAUAGAUUUUUUUUUUCCCUUUUGUUCCACCUGCGUGUUUCACCUCUCAGAUACUCUGUAGAAUCUGUUGGGACUUUUAUGGAGUGUGAAAUAUUUGCAGUAAGUGCGAAGUUUGGAGGAGCAAAGUGAGACAAAGCAUGGCUGAUGGAACUGCAGCUGAGUGUUGAACCCUUCUGUCCAGGGAGGCAGUUCAGACAUGACCACAAUGUCCAUGGAGCCUGUUGCAGUCCUCAUGGAAAGGGGCGCCAAUGCCACUGACCCCCCUCUGAACUCACAUGAGGACACAGCUGCCACCUUUACCAUCGGCACCAUCCUCUCCAUAAUGUGCCUCGUCGGAGUCUCUGGGAACAUCUACACCUUGGUGGUCAUGUGCCACUCCAUGAGGACUGCAGCUUCAAUGUACAUCUACAUCAUAAACUUAGCUUUGGCAGAUCUGCUGUAUCUUCUAACCAUCCCCUUUGUUGUCUGCACACACUUCCUGAAGGGAUGGUACUUUGGGAACACAGGGUGUCGAAUUCUGAUCAGCAUGGACUUCCUGACCAUGCAUGCCAGCAUCUUCACUCUGACAAUCAUGAGUACGGAACGCUACUUCGCAGUGCUCAAGCCACUUGACACAGUCAAGCGGUCUAAAAGUUACCGGAAGGCCAUCGCGCUGCUGGUCUGGGUAGCUUCUCUCAUCCUAACCCUACCAAUGAUUGUGAGCAUUCAGCUAAUGACAGUGGGCAACAAGGCCAUGUGUCAGCCCACCUUGUCCCCACUCUCCUACAAGAUUUACAUCUCCUUCCUGUUUUGCACUAGCAUUGUCGCUCCGGGACUGAUUAUUGGCUAUCUUUACACCCAGCUUGCACGCACUUAUUGGGUUUCACAGACAGAGAACUUCAAACAGACGAAGAAACUUCCUAACCAAAAGGUGCUGUACUUGAUCUUCACCAUUGUGCUCCUCUUCUGGGCAUGCUUUCUGCCAUUCUGGAUCUGGCAGCUGCUAGAUCAGUUCCACCCCCCGAUGUCCCUCUCCACCAAAGCAAAGCGCAACAUCAACUACCUGACCACCUGUCUGACAUACUCCAACAGCUGCAUCAACCCUUUCCUCUACACGCUGCUCACCAAGAACUACAAGGAGUAUCUAAGGAAGCACAAGCGCUCCUGGACGGCUGGCAGUUACUUCACCAGACGGAGUCGUUUUCAGCGCUCACCUCGCAGGUCGCCGUCUUCCAGCAGUCAGCAGUGUACUGAGAGCUUCAUGCUCACGCACACAGCCUCCCUGCGAGCUCAUAACAGCAGUUUGUGAGGUAUGAUAUGAGAGCUGUGCUGGCUGUGGAAGACGAAGGACAGGAAGAAGGACAGGAAGAACCUGUUGGAGAUGACACAAACAGUAGCAGACCCUGAGCGCCUCACCACCACAACUGUGAAAGAGGAUGAAAAAGAUGGAAGUUUCUUUUGUAUUUGCAGGUCAAUAUGUGUGGAAACAACAGCAUUGUAUAAACACCAGCGGGAACUGAAUGAGAAGCUGGCUGCUGCUGUUUAAGACGGUGUAUAAAAUAGACACCUUCCUGUGGCAUGGGGAGAAAGAUCAGUGUCUUACAUAACAAAAGGGAACUUUUCAAAUUUUAUGCUUUCUCAUAUGUUUACCCUCUGUCCUUCAUGUUGCAUUGUGUUGGCCUGCAUGUGUACGUGUCUCUAAAACUGUUAUUUCUUGGUGAUUGAGAGAAGAUACACAGUGACAACAAUGCAGUUGACGCACAAGAAGUAAGGACGACAUUAUAAAGGCAUUGGUUGUUUGAUUUUCAAAAAAGAAAUUAAAUUCUAUUAGUGUUACAGUAAUAUCAGUCAACCUGAAGUGAAAAGUGUGCAAUGUGAUAUGUUAAAUCCAUGAAAGAUGGAAAAGGGUUUCAGCUGUAGAAAAUGAUCACUCUAGGACGAUAUCGUGAAUGUCUUUUAACUGUUAAAAAAAGAGGUUUGAAAUUUUGGUAAAUAUCUUACUCACUUUCUUGUUGAGAGUUAAAUGAAAUGCUGGAUACCAAUUCCAUAUGUGUACUGUGAAUAUAAGACUGCAGUUAGUGGCUGGUUAGCUUAGUUUAGCACAGACUAGAAAAAGGAAGAAACAGCUAGCCUGUCCAGAGCUAACAAACUACACCUACCAGCAACUCUAAGCCUAAUUACCAUCAUACAACUCUGUUGUUUAACCUGUGCAAAAACUGAAGUGUAAAAAUGACACAUUGUAGUUGUUGGUAGGUGGAUUUUGUUAUCAGGCUAACCACCUCCCUGUUUCCAGUCAUUGUGCUAAGCUAACAGGCUGCUGGUAAUAGUAUCAUAUUUACGGUACAGACGUGAGAAUGAUGUUGAUUUUCUCAUCUCGCUUUUCCCAAAAUGUCAAACUAUUCCUUCAUAGGAAAGGCCUUCAACAGAAAACAGUUCUGAUUGAAAAAACACAGCCUUCUCAUUCAUUUGAAUGCAACCGCUGUGUUGCUAUGGCAAAACCCUUUAACCUGACUCAACUUUUGUUCUGUUUUCUGUCUAAACACCCGAUGAGGCUGGCAAUAUUCUGUAUGAUUCUCCUUCAACAAUCACUCAAUCACAUACACUGUCCUGCUGCCAGAUAUGCUCACUAUGGAGCACCAGAUACAUAUUAAUCUGCAGUUUCAACUGUAUUAUUAUUCAAAAAAAGAAACUACAUGUUCUUGAUUCAUUUUUAAAGAUUAACAGAUUUUAAGAUUGGGUGGAGUGCUACAGAAAAGCCGUAAAGUUUCAAAAGGUAAACUGACCCACUGUUAGUUUUGUUUUUUCCAGGGGAUUUUUUUUUGGGGGGGGGGUCAAUUUGGAGAAUACAGAAUAACUCCAGCCUUAACAUCAGUACAAAACUAGGUGUUCCUGUUUUUGAUCCAUGAGAACAUGAAAAACUUACUUACAUUACUGAAUAAAUUGUAAAAAGACUAAUCAAAAUUUAAUAUAUUGGUUGAGGAAAAAUAUCUCCAUAUAGAUAUUGUUGCUGAUGUACUUCCUCUGAUGUAUUUCAUUUGUUUACAGAUAUCUGAAUUCCUUUGCAUGUCGAUACUGUUACUUAAUGCUACUGUGCAACGCUAUCAACUUCUACAACAUCCCGACUAAACACUGGAAAAGCCAAAAGCGCUUUUGAUAUGUGUUUUCUCAGAUCUGUGAGGCUCCUCUGAGGUUUCUAUUGUCUUCUCAGGCCAGCCUGAUCACAUUGUGGUUUCAGCUCUGAUACAAGAAAGGAUACAAAGAGCGUGAGCAGAGUUGCAGGUAGGAACCAAGCUGUUACAUCUCUAUUGAUUCAACUCCCAGAACAGCGGCAGACAAGCUGCAAACAUUGCCUGGCUGAUGCAUAUUUAACCAAGCUAUCCUCUGAAGAAAUCUUGUUCUUGGAUUUGGGAGGUUUUGUAUGCAAGAGCUUGAAAAUGGGAGAAAUUUACACAGAUCUGACCGUGGGAUUUGAAGAUGUUCAAAAGGCUUUUAUAGAUGUUGCCUGCUGGCUUUGUAUACAUGUACACUGUAUAUAGGUUCAUGAGAAAUCAAUAUGCUAAUGCAUGGCAGAGUAAAGCCAGAUUUCAUACCCUGUGAUUGAGUCUCCCAUGUCAUAAACAAACCGACUGGCCACAGAUAGAACUGCCUGCAAGCCAAAAAGCAUGACAAGAUUUGGUUGCUUUCUAUCCUCUGACUGAGCAGUAGGUUACUUGGAAGACAUGAGACAGAAGUGAUAAUCCUGUAUAAUAGUGUAACGGUCCUGGGCCCCAUUCCUUGCAUUUGAAUAACUGAGCUACAGAUUUUAAAUCGUGCAAGUUCAACACAGAAAAUUUGGUUGUAUUUUCUGCCUGCACUGUCACACAUGGUACGCAACAUGUAUAGAGUUCAAUUCAGCUGCUUCUAGAUGUAAGUUAUUGUCUGCUUAAUCUUGUAUAAUAGUUAAGGGGCCACUCGACCAUUUUUACACAUCGAGAUCAGUUUACUUGUUAUUAAGAGAACUGCUCAGCCUGUGAAACAGUUGUAUAAUGUGUUCUGUUGGAGAGAGCUUUCAAAAGUCUGAACCAAUAAACCUGAUGAUUUCAUCAGCGUUAUCUCAGCUUGGGCUUCAAAUUCUUCCUAGAUUACAAGCAAGGGGCAAAGAGCUUGAAAUACUUAAAAGAAAGAAGGUCUGACAAAUGGUAACUAGGGAAUCUAGCAUUUUUGGCUCUCAACCCAUACUGGGACUAAAAGGAUAUCUGGGCUUCUGUUCCUUUAGAUUUUUUGUUAAGUCAUCCAACCAUACUACUCUGUUGGAGUGCCCCUUUAAUUAUCAUAUAUGAUUGACUUAUCUGAUUCAAUGGACCAAAAAUACUUACAUAAUACUUCAGUCAAACCUCUCAGGUGUGUUUAGGUCAAUUUACUGUCAAACAACCCUUGAGACCUCUCAGUCAGUCUGAAAAACAGUCCGUCGCUACAAAUAUACUACCAAAUAUGCAAGACUGCAUCAGAAAGCUGUCAGACAACAAGGACUGAGAGAAAAGCAUGCCAGGGUAUUUCACCUCAGGCUGAAUUAAAUGGUUUUUGACAGCUAGGAGGAAAAAGAUCAAAACUGUGGUUAAACCAACCUUAUACAUCCAGCAAUGCUAUCAUUUCAUUGGAGUACUUUCUGGCUACCUGAAGAAUGUUAGUCUAAUAUUCUCUGACUUUAUGAGUCCUCAGCCAAAUUUUGGGUCUUUACAUGCUACAUGUUCAAGUUUCAGGGACUCAUUUGCUUUAAUUCUGUUACUUGUUGUGGAGCAGGUACCAUUCUCUGUCAAAGCUUGUGUUCAGGCAAAGUUGCAUACAAAGUUAAUGAUGCAAUUGAAUGUAAAUUCACCUAGGGCGGCAUGGAUUUCUGCAAAGACGCAUAGUUGAAAAUGUUUCAACUACAGUGAAAAAUUCAAGCAAAUCUUGGGGCUCUAUGAAUCUACUUCAUAAAUGUACAGAGACAAUAGGACACAUCAUUGCUAGCUUACAACUAACAUCUGCACACUGAGUGUGUUGACUCUUUGGAGCAAAUAAACACAAAUGGUCAAAUUCAUGUAAACGACACAAGGCAAAAAAUUCACUUUGCUUUCUCCGUGAGCACCUUAAUAUAAAAUUAUGAGCUGUUGAUGAGAGAGACUCAAUCAUAUUACAUUGGCCAAAAAACCAAAACAGUAAGCUGAAAGUAACUAAAUGUUGCAUUGCACUACAGAGUUGGUUGUUGAUAGUAAGUAAGUUAAUUAAACUGAAAGUCACCUGCUGUCAAUCCAAUUCCAUUCAAACCUAAAAAUAUUUACUCUUAAAAGGGCCAAUCUAGGGAAAUCAGGUUUAAUCAGAACUAUCACCCAAAGCACAGCCUGGUUAACCCGCUUGUAUAGUUUAUAUAUUGCUAUCAAAUCAUACUUUGAAUACAUGAAUUAAAGGGUUAAGAAUAGACUUCUUCAUGCAUGUUAAUGUAGCCACUUGGGACAGUCAUCUUGUAAGCUGUUAUACUGUAGCCAGCCAUUCUUUAGCACACUGCGUAAAUCUCCACCUGCUUAAUUAGGCUGUGUUUUGAUAAAAUAAGGGAUCACACACACACACACACACACACAGAGUCCAGUCAUGAGGGGUUUGUUUGUCCUUGGCCGUUGUAUUUAUCUUUAAUUGCAUUCUCUCUGUGGGUGACAUAACACCUGGAGCUACAUUAUAGUGCUAAACUGACGCUGUUAUCCUGUUAUUCUCUGACAACUGAAGACAACGAGUGAUGUAAAUUAUGUGCACUCUUAUUAAAAAAAUGUUUGACCUCUCUGA
Molecule: messenger RNA, 6291 nt
Organism: Lates calcarifer (barramundi perch)
Lineage: Eukaryota; Metazoa; Chordata; Actinopteri; Centropomidae
Gene: uts2r1
Product: urotensin-2 receptor
Exons: 4
Coding region: 713-1804 (363 amino acids)
Biological process (GO): regulation of blood pressure; neuropeptide signaling pathway; blood vessel diameter maintenance
Cellular component (GO): membrane
Molecular function (GO): urotensin II receptor activity
Source: RefSeq, a predicted model, not a curated record